Molecule: messenger RNA, 343 nt
Organism: Owenia fusiformis
Lineage: Eukaryota; Metazoa; Annelida; Polychaeta; Sabellida; Oweniidae
Source: the annotation of a GenBank genome assembly
AUUUCGCCACGAAAGCAAAACAAAUUUUACAUCAUCAGUGAUAAAUAACAAAAUCUCAACCCUGCGAGUUGGAAAAAUGGUGGCAGGACUAGACCAAACUGUUGGAAUGGCCAUGAUGGGAUUUGCUGGUGCAAUAUUUGCCUACUACACCAUCUGGGUCAUCGUUCUGCCAUUUGUGGAUGCAGAUCACAUAGUGCAUCAAUACUUUCUGCCAAGAAUGUAUGCUGUCACUUUACCACUAUUAGCUGGUGUCGCCCUACUUGCAUUCAUAGGUGCGUUUGUGCUAUACAUGACAAAUAAAUCAAAGAAACCAAAAGAAAAGAGCAGCUGAUAUAAACAACAA